This is a messenger RNA of Marchantia polymorpha subsp. ruderalis, 2176 nucleotides long. Lineage: Eukaryota; Viridiplantae; Streptophyta; Marchantiopsida; Marchantiales; Marchantiaceae. The record is from the annotation of a GenBank genome assembly.
CGAUGAAACACGGUGAAGCAGCAGGAGGAGUCAAAGUCCUGGCCUGGCCUAGCCUGGCCUGGCAUGGAUGGCGCUGCCCACGGUGGUGGCAGAGCAGGGCCCUGGACAGGGAGGGGAACCACUUCCACAUGCCCUUUCCAGGUAGGCGAGAAUGUAAGCUCGGAGCUUGGGAGGCAGUUGUGUGGGGGCAUGAGGGAGGGACACAUCGUCGUCUCGCCGCUGCCCUCGCUGUCUGUGCGAGUCGUACGAGAACCACAUAUUUGGCGCUGCCGGGCUUCUCUCUGUCUGAUCCCUGUCUGACCACGCAUCUGCUGAGUGCCCCCGAGGUUGACUGGCCUGGACACGACUGCCAUAAUCAAAACCUUUCAAUCUCGUUAGAUUCAACUGAAAAAGAAUGUGAAAACAUCUCCUGUGGACAUCAUACGAAUCGCCGAACCCGGAGAAUUCCACCGAGCGUUCGCCAUGCUCAGUAUCAUCGAUGGAGGACGGAUUGCCACCGCAGGAGCCGAAACUCAAUUCGCCCGAUUGCAAGCGGCUCUCGAUCAGUGUGAAUGCGUCGGACCCUAAUUCCGCUUAGGACUCCGUGUUUGAAAGAAUAAUGCACCACCACUGUUGAGGUGGAGAUACCACACCCACACCCGGAGCACACUCGCACAUUUGAAGACGAGGAAGUCAUCCUUGAACAGUGGAACUGCGGGAGUCCAUAUUUUGAGCCGAUAAAUUUGCAUAAGCAAAGUGCUCUCGAUUUCUGAAGUGCGAACAUGGAGGUCGACGGCGGGAAGUCGAGUAACUCGAAACAGGUGAAAGAUACCAAGGGCCAGACGAACGAAAUGUACAAGAAGACCUACACGGGCGAGAUUGUUUUCUCCAGUCUCUGCAUCAUUCUGAUUGCGGGAGGAUGGGUCCCGAAGGAGGACAUCAUCUUCUCAAUCCUGACUACCCUUUACAUUUUCAUCAUGCAAAAAAAGGUGUUCACCGCAGUUACUCCCUACAUCAUCCCAGGAAUGUUCCCAGGGAAAGUUUUCGCCAUCUACCUGAGUACGAUGUCCGUGCUCGGACUGCUCUUUCCUCUGGUGUACCUCAUCGGAGCGUACAUUCUAGGUGACAUGACAGGGUUCGAGGCAGCCGUGCCUUCUAUUUUCCUCCUGCUCGUUCAGUGCCUCAGCGAGAAUUACACCUACACCAGAGUCUCCUUCUCUCUUCUCAUUCGAGUGUUGGUGCCGGUCAUGUACAACGCGAGGAGGAUAUUCACUCUCUGGACCUGGGCGCUUUACAUUUUCGGGGACGGUGUUGAUCCUGAGUUUUCAACAGGAUACUGGCUUCUGUGCGGACAGAUAUUGGCGGCUGUGAAUGUCAUAAUCUGGAACUACAAUCUCUGGUGUUUCUUGAUUCCCAUUUUCUUACCCGGAAGCAUGCGUGCGUACUAUAAGAUAGAGCAGGAGCAGCAGAGAAGCUAAAUUAGUGAAAGCCCGCCAGGUAUGUGUUUCAGGUAAUUGAAUGCUCUUGAUCGAGGUUCUCGUAGCUGCGCUAGUAUGUACAGGAAGUGCGCUACCAGAUUUCGGAUGAUCAGAGUCAAGUCUCACACGAAGAAACACGAUGCACUUCUUCGCUACGUUAACACCUGUGGGCUGCCCUGAGAACGUGCACAAUGUAUAAAUAGAGGUGAAGUUUUAGCAGGACUCUGGCCUGCAUCGGAAGCUUUUUGACCGAGUAGGACAUUCCACGGUUUCGUUUGUUUAUUCAUAAGCAUCCGUGGAGCACCUCCAAUGCAACGACGAGCGGAUUUAUCACUGUGAAAUAGCUGGUGUACGAAAGUCUGCUGGAUGCGAUGUAUAGUCUUGUAGAUAUGAAACCGACAGUAUUAGACUCAAAUAUGAUGGUGAUGGCCGGACGUCCUCGUAUGACGAGUGGGAUGAAUUAGCUGCCAUGUUUGAGUAAUCCCUCGGGUUCAUGGUGUUUGCUAAGCAUCUCGUGGUUGAGAUGUCAAGUCUGCUGUCAUGGUUGUAUGAGAGUGUUGUCGAUAGACUUCAGAUUGAUGGAGGUUCCCAUGCUACCACCCCCUUGUAAAUGAAGUCCCAACUGCUCGCUCCAACUGCUGCGAGCAAACCCCUAUGAGUUAAGGAGCGAGCGGACUCACACGCCGUUGCAUUGCUUGCAGUCGCCCAGUAGAGGAUUG